AUGGCAGUCCCCAACACACAAACAGCUCUGAAAAUCACCGCACCGGGGCAGUUCCAGGUGAUCGUGUCCAGCCCUGUGCCAGAGCUCGACCCGGAUGAAAUCCUGGUGCAAGUGGUCUGCAUUGCGAUCAACCCGGUCGACGCAAAGUCGGCUGAUUUGUCGCCCACCGUUGGCGCAACGUCUGGAUCUGAUUUCUCCGGGGAGGUCGUCAAGCGAGGCAGGGCAGUGUCCGACCAGACUGUGCAGGUUGGCGAGCGAGUCUGUGGGUGUGUGUUUGGCAAUAACCCAGACCGACCGGAGAACGGGGCGUUUGCGCAAUACAUCGCCGUCCCGGCGGAUUUAAUCUUCAAACUUCCCCGCGGGGUGUCCUUUGCGACAGGCGCCACAUUAGGAGUGGGGUUGUCCACCGUCGGCAUGGCAUUGUACCAUACCUGGGGGUUGCCCGUGCCGGAGGACAGGAAUAGUAGUAUCCCCGAUGGGUCACAGUAUGUGUUGGUGUAUGGAGGAGGAACGGCUACGGGCACUUUGGCGAUUCAAAUGCUGCGACGCUCUGGCCUAAUACCCAUCACCACUUGCUCGCCCCGAAAUUUCCACCGGGUAAGAUCGCUGGGCGCCGCGGCCGCGUUUGACUACGCCUCGCCGACCUGCGGCCACGAUAUCCGCGAAUUCACCCAGGACACGCUGAGCUUCGCGCUCGACUGCAUCACCGAUCUCCCCUCAGUGAAGAUCUGCUACGAGGCAAUAGGCUGCAAUGGGGGCCAGUAUCUGAGCCUGGAACCGAUUCCCCUGCGUGGACAUACGCGGCGGAGUGUGAAGCCGAACUGGAUCCUCUCCUUGACUAUGUUCAACAAGCCUAUCCAGUGGAAGAAGCCCUACCAGCGCGCGGCAAAAGUCCAGGACCGAGAAUUUGCCGCCGGCUGGUUUCGGAUUGCGCAGCAGCUCCUGAGCGCCGGCGAAAUUAUUCCCCACCCGCAUCAAGUUUCUAGCAACCCCGGGUUGGAGAGCGUGAUUGGCGGCUUGGACGCCGUGCACAAAGGCGAAGUGGCUGGCGUUAAACUUGUGUAUCACAUUUAG
This is a messenger RNA of Aspergillus caelatus, 1074 nucleotides long. RefSeq names its product zinc-binding alcohol dehydrogenase family protein. Lineage: Eukaryota; Fungi; Ascomycota; Eurotiomycetes; Eurotiales; Aspergillaceae. The record is from RefSeq and is a predicted model, not a curated record. The coding region runs from base 1 to 1074 and encodes 357 amino acids. Gene Ontology annotation, molecular function: oxidoreductase activity, acting on NAD(P)H. The transcript has 2 exons.